GAGCGGGCCGCCGGGGUCACCAUGAGGACUCUCCGCAGGUUGAAGUUCAUGAGUUCGCCCAGCCUCAGUGACCUGGGCAAGAGAGAGCCGGCCGCCGCCGCCGCGGACGAGCGGGGCACGCAGCAGCGCCGGGCCUGCGCCAACGCCACCUGGAACAGCAUCCACAACGGGGUCAUUGCCGUCUUCCAGCGCAAGGGGCUGCCCGACCAGGAGCUUUUCAGCCUCAACGAAGGCGUCCGGCAGCUGCUGAAGACGGAGCUGGGGUCCUUCUUCACGGAGUAUCUGCAGAACCAGCUGCUGACGAAAGGCAUGGUGAUCCUGCGGGACAAGAUCCGCUUCUAUGAGGAGCUGCGGAGGGACGAAGAGAAGGCGGCCGCCCUGAGCAUAGCGAGAAAGCCCUUGGUGGUGCCCACACCUGGCCAGGACCCCACGCUCAGCGUGAAUCACCCCUUCUACGACGUGGCCAGACACGGUAUCCUGCAGGUGGCAGGGGAGGAUCGCUUUGGAAGACGGGUCAUCACGUUCAGCUGCUGCCGGAUGCCCCCCUCCCACGAGCUCAACCACAGGCGUCUGCUGGAGUAUUUGAAGCACACUCUGGACCAGUACGUGGAGAGCGAUUACACCAUCGUCUACUUCCACUAUGGGCUGAACAGCCGGAACAAGCCGUCCCUGGGCUGGCUCCAGAGCACCUACAAGGAGUUCGACAGGAGGUACAAAAAGAACUUGAAGGCGCUCUAUGUUGUGCACCCCACCAACUUCAUCAAAGUCCUGUGGACCGUCUUCAAACCCCUCAUCAGUCAUAAGUUUGGGAGAAAAGUCAUCUAUUUCAACUAUUUGAGUGAGCUGCGCGAACACCUCAAAUACGGCCAGCUGAUCGUCCCCCCCGAGGUCCUGCGAUACGACGAGAAGCUCCGGAACCUGCACAGGGGCCAGGUCCCCGCUCCCGCCAAGACGCCGCCGCCGCGGCCCCCUCUGCCCACCCAGCAGUUUGGCGUCAGUCUGCAAUACCUCAAGGACAAAAAUCAAGGUGAACUCAUCCCUCCUGUGCUGAGAUUCACAGUGACAUACCUAAGAGAGAAAGGACUCCGCACUGAGGGCCUGUUCCGGAGAUCGGCCAGUGUCCACACCAUCCGCGAGAUUCAGCGGUUGUACAAUCAAGGGAAGCCCGUGAACUUUGACGACUAUGGGGACGUCCACAUCCCUGCCGUGAUCCUGAAGACCUUCCUGCGAGAGCUUCCCCAGCCGCUGCUGACCUUCACGGCCUAUGAGCAGAUUCUCGGGAUCACCAGUGUGGAGAGCAGCCUGCGGGUGACCCGCUGCCACCAGAUCCUGCAGAGCCUUCCAGAACACAACUACGCGGUCCUCAGCUACCUCAUGGGCUUCCUGCAUGAGGUGUCCCGGGAGAGCAUUUUUAACAAGAUGAACAGCUCCAACCUGGCGUGUGUCUUUGGGCUGAAUUUAAUCUGGCCGUCCCAGGGGGCGUCCUCCCUGAGUGCCCUCGUGCCCAUGAACCUGUUCACCGAGCUGCUGAUCGAGUACUACGAGAUGGUCUUCAGCACCCAGGAGGCUCGCGGGGGGCUCGGUGCCGGUGCUGUUGAGGCAGGGGAGCGGAGUGGCCCCGUCUCUAGAGGCCGGACACCCCGACGGCCUGGCCUCGCGCCCCGCGCCUCCGCGGCCCCUGACGGUGCCCGGGAGACUCCUCUGGUGCUGGAAGCGUCACGCUGAGGCCCGUCUGUGCGUGCUGUCGUCGUGUUUUGUAAACUUGCCAUUAAACAAACUUCUCGUGAA
Messenger RNA from Lynx canadensis (Canada lynx), 1788 nucleotides. RefSeq names its product rho GTPase-activating protein 8-like. Gene Ontology annotation, cellular component: cytoplasm. The record is from RefSeq and is a predicted model, not a curated record. Gene Ontology annotation, molecular function: GTPase activator activity. NCBI's taxonomy places the organism in Eukaryota, Metazoa, Chordata, Mammalia, Carnivora, Felidae. The coding region runs from base 22 to 1725 and encodes 567 amino acids. Gene Ontology annotation, biological process: small GTPase-mediated signal transduction; negative regulation of endocytic recycling. The transcript is spliced from 15 exons.